AAAAUCGACAUUUAAAUUUAGAUAUGAAUACACAAAUAAUUCUAUUUGCAAACCCAAACACGCACAUCUAGCGUUUGGUCCGAUUGAGUCUCGAUAUAACGGGUCAAAGUCCCCAAAAACAGGCGUCGGUUUUACCGAAAUAUUCAGAAACAAACGGAAUCCGCUUUGAAUCUCGAUAUGGAGGGACUUUAAUACCUUUAGCUUUAGCCUGUUAGCUCGGACUGCAUGUUUGUGUGUAUAUCAACAAUAACACACUCUCAUCCGCAUUUACCGCAUGAAUAAGAAGAUUAUUGAUAUGAUCGACGACUGACGAAGAAGUGAAGGAAGCUGCUGGACCCUCAGGGAUGUAGUGUUACAUGUUUAGACAGGAACAUUGCACGACGGAAGGAGAGGUCGCUUCGCGUCCAGAUCUCGGAGUUGGUGCAUUUCAAGCGUCCGCAAUGGAGAAGACGGAGAAGAGGCCAGGAUACUUCGCCAGGCUGAAGAAGAAGCGGCAGCUGAAGCAGAGCCAAUCAGAAAAAACGUAUGCUGAGCAGAGCCAAUCAGAUUUGGAAUCCAAGACGCCAGUCAUCCGUGAGCCUGCUCUUAUUGGUCGAUCUCAGGAGAGGACUGCGGAGAGAGGCCAGCCUGACGGAUCAGAAGACAACAGUAAACCAUGCGGUCAGACCAAGAAAGAGAAAAGUAGACCUCCAGGAACCGUGGAGUUCACCGUCGGACCGAAGGACACUCUGAACAGCAUCGCUCUGAAGUUCAACAUCACUCCGAAUAAACUGGUGCAACUGAACCGUCUCUACUCACACAGCGUCGUACCUGGACAGAAACUGUUCGUCCCUGAUGUGGACCAAUCAGAGCGCGGUUCUCAGGUCGACGGCUCCUCUGAACAUCUCACAGCGUCCGAGUCGUCAGAGAAGGAGCGGAAGGACGGUGAAUCGAGCUGCCGAUCCGGACGACCCGUGCGCAGAGAAACAUCUCCGCUCUCUGAAGACGAGAGUCCGACCACCGUUAAAUUCCUCAAGAUGAGCUGCAAGUACUUCACUGAUGGCAUGGGAGUUGUGGGAGGAGUGAUGAUUAUAACACCCAACAACAUCAUGUUUGACCCGCACAAAUCUGACCCGCUGGUGAUUGAGAACGGCUGUGAGGAGUAUGGCCUCAUCUGUCCCAUGGAGGAGGUGCUGUCUGUGGCCCUGUAUGACGAUGUUUCCCGUAUGAAGCUCAAGGACGCGUUGCCGUCUGAUGAAGCCCAGGAUCUCUGUCCGUUAUACAGGCCGGGCGAGUGGGAGGAGCUUCCCUCCGAACAAGAUCUGAACCCCUUUAGUCGUUAUGAGGCUCUCGGCGCGCCCAACCGGCCAAUCGUGUUAGACGAUAUCGAAACGGCCGUCUCUGAGAUAUCAGAGUGCCAGAUCGCUGACAAAUCUCCGUCAGACGAAGGUUUCACCGAACUGGAGCUGCUGCAAGGCGACUCUAACACCACCUGCUCCGGCCAGGAGGGGGCGUCACUACAGGAGCAAAGAAAGACGCCAACAGACAAAUCCGUGACGUCUUUUCACGUUGAGGAAGACGAGGACGAAGGCCUUCACAACCGUUCCACAGAUGACAACGCAGAGCUGCUACAGUCUGUUCCGAACAGGCUGGAUGAACCCACGGCGCUGGUGCAUGAUGGGAAGGAAGCUACCACAGAAGUGAAUGAAGAAACCAAAACAAGGGGUGAAACGUUAGUAAAUGGAGUCUCUGCAAUCGAGGUGACCGCAAGCGACCAAAAAGCAAAGGCGACCCUAGAGGACUCUGAGAAAUGUAGUAGUUCGCCUGGACCAAAUCUUGAGGAUAAUAAGGGACCAAACCCAGACGUACAGCUUUCUGAAGCCGAGCUACGCAGACGGGCCAGUGAGGCUGAGAUGAAAUCAUGGCUGCUAAAAAGAAUGCAGAGACCAAUCGAAGAUAUGCUGCUGUCCAAUGAAGAAAAGAGCAAAGCUCCGCCCAUGUUCCUGUGCUUUAAGGUGGGGAAGCCAAUGAGGAAGUCCUUUGCCGCUGGUCGGACAUCUAGCCCCGCCCACUCGUACAUUGGCAGAGGGCGGAAACCAGAAUAUUGGUUUGCUGUGCCUCAAGAGAGAGUGGACCACCUGUACUCGUUCUUCAUCCAGUGGUCUCCAGACACUUAUGGGAAAGACGCUCAGGAGCAGGGCUUUGUGGUCGUAGAGAAAGACGAGCUCACCAUGAUCGACAACUUCUUCAGUGACCCGGUUCCUCGCAGCUGGGAGAUCAUCACGAUUAAUGAGGCCAAGAGACGCCAGAGCUUCAGCUUCGAGGACGAGGAACCUCUAGAUCUUCUUCCUGUGCUGAUGGACCCCAGCACUCUUCUGGAAGACACGCACAUUGAGAAGUUGUCCACUCGUUUGCCGGCCCGUGUUCAGGGUUAUCCGUGGCGUCUGGUUUACAGUACUGUGGUACACGGAACCAGCCUGAAAACCUUGUACAGGAACCUGAUGGAGCUGGACUGCCCUGUGCUGAUGGUCAUCAAAGACAUGGACAACCAGAUUUUUGGAGCAUUUUCCACUCACCCUUUCCGACUGAGUGAGCACUACUAUGGGACAGGAGAGACCUUCCUCUACAGCUUCUGCCCAGAGAUCAAGGUUUACCGCUGGACGGGUGAAAACUCAUACUUUGUAAAAGGAAACACGGAUUCCCUUCAGAUCGGUGGAGGAGGGGGUCAUCUGGGCCUGUGGCUGGACGCCGACCUUUACCACGGCACCACGUCUAAAUGCUCCACCUUCAACAACCUGCCACUAUCCUCCAAACAGGACUUCACCAUCCAAAACCUGGAGGUGUGGGCCUUCGAAUGAGCGCCUGUGCCGCACGCAAACAUCCACACGCUAACGUACCCACGCCACUGUCACGGCAUGAUGACAUGAUGUCUACUUGACGCUUUAUCCCGUACUGUACGAGGCUGUUCUCGUGAAUCCAGUCCGACGUGGUUUUACUUGGUUUCUCCUGGUCUGAGCACGGAGAGAGAAGUUCGUGGCAGCGAUGCCGCCCACAGCUAUCCCAGCAUGCAAUAUGUUCUCCUGCUGAAAUAUAACCAAUAUAUAAACACAUAUACGUGUAUGUGAACGGCGAGGACUGUGUACAAUAUUCGGGAAGCGUUCAAAGCCGAAGACGUAAUCGGUGGCCAAAUCUGUCGCUUGAGGCCAGUCGCUCAAAUCAUAAUUUUUGUUUACAUCGUGAUUUCAUGCGUUUAGUUGGUGUAUUUUCACAUUCGUAUUUUCACAAUGCCAAUAUGUCCACAAAUUGGUUUUGUUGACCAAAGCAUUUUAUUUGCCUUGUUUUCCAGUUUUUAUAUUUCGUUUUUUUCUUUUUCUAUUUAAGUGUAUUUUUUUUUUUUAAUAUAUUGGACGUGACAUAUAGUCAUAUUCCUACGUGACGAUUGUUUUGCUGUUUUGUGAUAUUUUAGGGACCUUUUCUAGUUCGAUCGAAAGGGAAGCACUUGAAAUAAUGCCAGUAUUACUCGUGAACACUAUGAUAAUCGCACGCCUGAUUUCAUUAACUAUGUCGCAUCAGUUUCUAGCAAAUCAGGUUCACCACUUCACUGUGGGUUUGUGUAUGCAAUCACUGAACGAUGUCACUUCCUGUUAUGCGGUAGCACGAUUAUUACGUGAUUAAGCGUGAACAGAUGCAUGGUGCAAAGUCCGUUCUUGCGGUUGAAGGCACCCCUCUUUGGAAACGUCCACUCAUUUCACUACUAGACAGCAUCUGUGGGCAUUAUUAACCGCAUUCAUGGUCCAUUAGUGAAAAAAAAAAAGUUUACAAGUGUUUCAAUGUGUCUCUGAUUUCAAACACUGUCCGGUUGUGUAUGGUAACCAGUGAAUGUCAUAUUUAUUGUGUAUUUCUGUGUUUGAAAGUGAACCAAAUAAAUACAAUAAAUGAAGA
This is a messenger RNA of Onychostoma macrolepis, 3921 nucleotides long. It is a transcript of the gene ncoa7b, whose product is annotated as nuclear receptor coactivator 7. Lineage: Eukaryota; Metazoa; Chordata; Actinopteri; Cypriniformes; Cyprinidae. Gene Ontology annotation, cellular component: nucleus. Gene Ontology annotation, biological process: regulation of transcription by RNA polymerase II; response to oxidative stress. The record is from RefSeq and is a predicted model, not a curated record. Bases 357 to 2837 code for a protein of 826 amino acids. The transcript is spliced from 16 exons.